Messenger RNA from Rhinocladiella mackenziei CBS 650.93, 1896 nucleotides. RefSeq lists its product as uncharacterized. Gene Ontology annotation, biological process: positive regulation of transcription by RNA polymerase II. The record is from RefSeq and is a predicted model, not a curated record. Gene Ontology annotation, molecular function: zinc ion binding; DNA-binding transcription factor activity, RNA polymerase II-specific; transcription cis-regulatory region binding. Gene Ontology annotation, cellular component: nucleus. The transcript has a single exon. NCBI's taxonomy places the organism in Eukaryota, Fungi, Ascomycota, Eurotiomycetes, Chaetothyriales, Herpotrichiellaceae. The coding region runs from base 1 to 1896 and encodes 631 amino acids.
AUGCCGAAACGGCGCUCUGAGAGGACUUUCGCGGCUUGCUGGACAUGUCGUCGCAGAAACGUGCGUUGUGACAAGACGGUUCCUUAUUGCUUGGAAUGCAAGCGGCUGCGACUCCGUUGCGAGGGUUACCACAAUCGCCUUGUCUGGGUCGACUCUGGGACUGGGGAGUAUAGCCCUCAACAACGACGAACAUAUCCAUGCGAUCAGACCUGGAAAGGGUAUCCGUCAUGGACAUUGAAAGAGGUCAGCCACCUUAUUGACGAUUGCGAUCGCAAACGAUGCCGAUGCAAACUGCACCGUGUUCAAAGCCCGUUCGGCGUAUUUUUGUAUAGGGAUCAGAUGCCGCAAGGCCUAGGGGAGGAGGGCCAAGUCGAACAGAGCACGCCCGAACCACCGCCGCGCACGGAAACACGUCAAGGCUUCGUCACCCCGACGGCAUCUACAAUCGACACGAAUGACCGGAGUCUCGCAGCUGAUAGAACUCCACCCUCCCUCGAUGAAUUUCCGCUCAGAAGUGUGGCGGAUCAAGAGAACAGGAGUGAUCUCGACUUCUCUCCGGCGACAAACUGGGCACUCGUCCGGACCGGCGACGUCGAACUCUCCUCAAGCCGGGACUUAUCUAAUAUCCUCAUGCUCACUGGAUUGACACCGUCUCUAUCUCUUACGUCGAGAAGGAAUCGCGAAGAAAAUGAAUUGUUUCAUCACUAUGUUAUUCAUACUUCGGUGUUGAUGAUGCCAAUUGAUGACGGUCGCAACCCUUGGAAGUCCACUUAUCCAUCCAUCGCAGUACGGGACCGGUCGUCGAGCAGUUCCCGCUCUCUGUACUAUGCAAUUAUGGCGCAAUCAACCCUCCAUCUGGAGUAUCUGCGGACGCCCAACCAAUGCCAGAAUGACCAAGCAAAUGCCCUGCAGUAUAUGGACGUGGCGAUCUGCGAACUGCGGAGAAGCCUAACAAAUCCGGCGGAAGAUUACAGCGCCGUGCUGGCAGCUCUUCUCACCAUCACUCUAGUCGAGCAUGUCUUCCUGGGGAAGUCCCAAGGCUGGCGACAACAUCUGCAAGGUGCGAAGGGGUUUGUGAUCCAGUACCUGCAGCAAAAGCCGUGGAUGCUGUCUCACGAUGCCUGGAUCAUCACGCAGAACUUUAUACUGUCCAUCAUCAUCGCCCAGACGGUCGGUGACUGUUCGAUGACCUUAACCAGCCAAUUAUCCGAGCUUUUCGACGUUGUGAGCGACGUAACGACAAGGCCGAACUGUGGCUUCACAAUCGGCGGGACUGCGGUCCUGCUCAGGGCCCUCUACAAGACUCGUCUCCUUGAGGAGCAAAUGGCGGCCCUCGGGUACACACCCGAUCCCCAGGGCUUGGAUGCAGACCUGCGUCUACAGGUGCAAGAUAUCGUCCAGCAACUGCAGUGUCCGCUCAGUCACGAGGUUGAGGCGUACCUUGAGCAGUGCGAGCCCGAUGACAUGGCAGCGCAGCCCCGGGGACGGAUGCUAGUGAAAUUGCAUCUCCAUCUCUUCAAUCGCGCCGUCAUGAUCUAUCUUUUCCGCGUCGUCCUCAAGUACCCGCCAUCGAGCGUGGCUUGGUAUGUGUGGGAGGCCCUCACCGACAUCCAGACUUUCAUCGACAUGCAUGACGACGGCACGGCAGUGUCUAUCUGGCCGGUCUUCAUUGCGACUACCGAGGCGUGCACCCCUGAGGCACGGACUCUGGCAAACCAUCUCCUGGGUUUCUACAAGGACCAGUGCGGAAAUCGGAAAGAUUUGCCCCGUGUUGUGAGAGAAAUUUGGGAGUACCGCGACAAACUGGCUCUCGAACAACAAUGUGACCCAGGCGGCGUGGUUGCAACAUGGCGAGAGGCUUUGAGGAGGGCAGAUGCUGAUUUACUGCUUCUAUGA